Molecule: messenger RNA, 963 nt
Organism: Ruditapes philippinarum (Manila clam)
Lineage: Eukaryota; Metazoa; Mollusca; Bivalvia; Venerida; Veneridae
Product: transmembrane protein 223-like
Exons: 2
Coding region: 70-855 (261 amino acids)
Biological process (GO): nervous system development
Cellular component (GO): mitochondrion
Source: RefSeq, a predicted model, not a curated record
UCCGAUUGGUACAGUAAGUUCCGAGGAUUGCCGAAUUCAGAAACAAAUACAACAACAACAACACGAGUAAUGUUACAAAACAUGAAUCAGUGUAACUAUCAAAAAGUUCUAUUAUCAACGACGUUAUGGAGACCUUUAACAUCCCAAUUUCGUAUGAAAUACACGAGAAUAUGUAUAUUAACCCCAAGCCAAUUGUCAACAAAAAAUAAUUUGUUAUCAUGCAGGAUGACAUUGAAGAGAAGUUAUGAAAGUGGAACCCCUAAACCUAUACCCAAAAAGUUUAGGAAAAAGCUUUUACCGUUUGAAGUUGAAGGAAGCUCCAAAGAUGUUUUACUUUUUUCUUUCCACAGAAGAGACCGAUUUUUUAGGAAUAUUGGAUUUGCUGGAAUUUUCUUGUGUAUAGUGUUUUUGAACAGUGCAGAUGUGAUGUACAAGUGUCUUCGUCCUGUUGAACUUGAAUCACUAGACACAGAAUAUCCAUGGUAUUACUGGUGGAGAAAAGUAGAUUUUGCAUCGCAACAUGUACGAUUAAGAGUCUCUGGUUUUGUGGCAAUGUUUGGAUUUGUUGUGCUUGUUUGUUCAAUGCUAUACCCCACUAGAUUUAUUCGUGAAAUAACUCUGUUGAAAGGAGGAGAGAGGAUAAAACUACAAACAUUUCUACCAUUUGGGAUAGCAAAAUCACGUGAGAUAGCUUUAAAAGAUGUAUCUGCACAAGCUGGACCUGCUGAUUCUAAAAAUUAUUUUCAUCUGAAAGUAAGAGGUAAAAAAUUUAAUCUGGUUGUAGACCAGACUGGAACAUAUCAUAAUAGAGCACUUUUUGACAACACUGUAGGACUAUCUAGGAAAGUUGAUUAAUAGUUUUACAUUGUCAAUUGUCCUAUCUCUAUGUUAUUGUUUGAUUAAAAAAAAACAUCCUUGAUACAUAAGUGUAAAAUAAACUUAAUAAAAAUUGAAGCUUUUAAA